GGCUCAGUUCAGUCGUCUACAGACUACAGCGGCGAGCGGAGAGUGAGGAUCGCUUCACCAAUCGAUCCGAUCGUACAACUCGCGUCGCGUCGCGUCGCGUCGCGUUAAUCGUGUUCCUUUUUCCGAGACCAAGGCAUCGAGGAAGCGAGAGCGGAGUUCCUGAUCCGGGUCUUCCGAUUGUUCCCGUCCAGUAUCUUUCUCUUUUUUCCGUUUCUUUGCCUUUCGUAAACGUUCGGUCGGCGGUGGAGCGAUUCUCGUUACAAUUCGAACAGACUAUAAAAUGUCGAUAAAUGGUCAAGGAAACGUCCGGCAAAGUUGACGAAAGCCUAUUCGAAAGCGAAACAGAUACAGACUCUUAGAGGAAGACAAACAUCAAUCAAGAAGAAACCGAGGAAACGCACACGCUUGUCAUCGAUAAAGUAAUCCGAGCGAGAGGCUAGAGAUACACAAUGGAUCCUUAUUCAUUAAGCGUGGAGCGGGAAGCUUCGAAGAACAUCGAAGAGAAUGAGCGUACGCGUUUUAAAGAGGCGAUUGUUUCGAGUCGCAGUCUCAACAGAGUUCAGCCCAAUCAGAUUAAAAAUGCCCUUCGAGAAAUCAGCGUGUGCAUCAUCGCGGCGUCCUUCCAUCUUGUGGUGGGCAUUACUAUGGCAUACUCGGCGACUCUCGUUCCACAACUCGAGAACCCAGAAGAGUCGUUCCACGCAACGAAACAGCAGACUUCCUGGAUAGCCAGCUUGGUUGUCAUCUCCGCGCCGAUUGGCGCCAUGUUGGGAGGCUUCCUGAUGGAGUCAGUCGGUCGAAUAAGGACCCUGCAAAUCGGCGUGAUUCCCAAUGUGAUCGGCUGGAUUAUGAUCGCCACGGCGCAGAACAUACCAAUGUUGCUGGUCGGUCGUUUGCUCUGCGGAAUGGCAACCGCCAUGGAGAUCUCGCCGGCAAUCGUGUACAUCACCGAAGUCGCCAGGCCGGAGUUGCGCGGCUCCCUGAUCUCGGUCGGACCGACGUUGGCGUCGUUAGGAAUGGUACUGUCUUACGUGAAAGGCUCUUACCUGCACUGGCGACUGGUUGCUUGGCUCAGCAUCAUCUACGCGAUUGUGCCUGUCAUCCUGGUGCAGUUCUUGGUGCCGGAAUCGCCCGUCUGGCUCGUCUCGAAAAACCGCAUCGCAGAUGCCCAGAAAGCCCUGGAACGGAUUCACAAAAACGAGCCAUGCCAAGACAAAGGAUCGGCGGCGGAAGUGCACUUCAACACCAUCAUGGACGACAACGCACAUAAACUAACCAAUCAAAGGAAGAGCAAGCACGGGAAUGUCUUUACCAAAAUACGCGCGUUUCUGAGGCCGACCGGAUGGAAACCGAUGGUGAUACUCUUCCUGCUCUUUUCGUUCCAGCAGUUCUCCGGAAUUUACAUCACGCUGUUCUACGCAGUGACUUGGUUCCAAGAAACGGGCGCGGGCGUGGACGCAUACGUGGCAUCGAUUUUGGUGGGUAUCAUGCGUUUCAUCUGCUCCAUGAUGAACACUUGGCUGCUGAGACGAUUCUGUAGACGACCGUUGUGCAUGAUAUCGGCCGUGGGGAUGGCCGUAUGCAUGGGCAUCUCAGGUUACGCCUCGUUGAGAAUAAAACAGGGCGAUCACAGCGGCUCCUGGGUACCGCUGGUGUGUCUGUUACUUUACGUGUUCACCUCGAUGAUCGGGAUGCUGACCAUUCCCUGGACCAUGACGGCGGAAUUGUUUCCCACCGAAAUCCGCGGAUUCGCCCACGCCAUCAGUUACUCCAUAGCGAACCUUCUCAUGUUCGCCGCGCUGCAAAGCUACAGAGACCUGCAAACUUUCCUCGGAGGAUCGUACGCUGUGCAAUGGUUCUUCGCCUGUGUUUCCUUGGCAACGACAGCUUUCGUGUGGCUAAUGCUGCCCGAGACACACGAGAAGAAACUGUCGGAGAUCGAGGCAUACUUCGAGAAUAAUUUCUUCGCCGUAGGAGCAAAAGUGACAACCAACAAACGAAGAGCAAAGCCGGAUAAGUGCAAGAAUCAACAAGAUCCGCUGAUGAUUGAGCCGCUUAAUCCGCCGAAAAUUGUGCAGAUCGCUUAAAAUCUCUUCUUCUUUUUAUCGCGCGAUCUGCGAAUCUCUGAUCUGAAUCUACGAAUCGGUGAAUCUUUGAUCAAAGUAAACAUCACGCGCGGAUAGAUGCGACAAACGGAUUAAUUAAUUAUCGUAACGCAGUUCAUAAUCGCGAUUUUUUACUCAAUUCCACUAAUUCGUCCAAAAAUCGUGAACGAAUCUGUGCAUAAUAUAAUGCUAUGAAUUCUUAGUCGUAAAAUGCAAAGAUUUAGUAAUGCGAUGCUCCUUUAUUAUUUUAUUUAUAUAUUUAAGCCAGAUUCACAGAUUCGGAAGAUUCAGAAUCGGAAUCAAAGAUUCUCCGCGAUUAUUCGGAACUAUUUAGACGGAGCAAGAUAUUUAAAAAAAA
Messenger RNA from Linepithema humile (Argentine ant), 2463 nucleotides. Its product is annotated as facilitated trehalose transporter Tret1-2 homolog. Gene Ontology annotation, cellular component: membrane. Gene Ontology annotation, molecular function: transmembrane transporter activity. The record is from RefSeq and is a predicted model, not a curated record. Gene Ontology annotation, biological process: transmembrane transport. NCBI's taxonomy places the organism in Eukaryota, Metazoa, Arthropoda, Insecta, Hymenoptera, Formicidae.